Caenorhabditis angaria is the source of this 1878-nucleotide messenger RNA. NCBI's taxonomy places the organism in Eukaryota, Metazoa, Nematoda, Chromadorea, Rhabditida, Rhabditidae. The record is from the annotation of a GenBank genome assembly.
AUGUUACUUCGGUUAGCAUUGAUUUUGGGAAUUUUUUCCACAAUUCAUGUUCACGCAAAGAAGAAAUGCGAGCAGAUUACAAUUCCACUUUGCAAAGGAAUCGGAUACAAUAUGACAUCUUUUCCAAAUAGUUAUGGACAUGAAAAACAAGAUGAAGCUGGAUUAGAAGUUCAUCAAUUUUAUCCAUUAGUUGAGGUAAGUUGUUAAAACUCUCUCAAAGAAAAACGAAGUUUUGUGCUUUGACUUAUGGAAGAAUCUAUUUUCAGUUUCUUUUCCUGAUCUUCUUCUUCAAACAUAAAUUUUUCAAAUUCAAUUUUUCUAGGUCGGAUGUUAUCAACAUUUGAAAUUCUUCCUCUGCACUCUCUACACACCAAUCUGCCAGGACAACUAUGAGCGUGAAAUCCUGCCAUGCAUGGAAAUGUGUCUCGAAGCUCGCAGUAAAUGUUCCCCAAUAAUGGCAAAAUAUGGAUUCCGCUGGCCGGAAACACUUUCAUGUGAUGUUCUUCCAAAAAUGUCGGAUGGCAAGAUCUGCGCAGCUCCACCAGAUACACCAAAAAAGAAACACGAACAACAAAUUCCAAAGAAAUUCAAUCAAAAACCAGAAGUUGGAAUUUAUUCGGAUUUCGAUCAACAUAACACAAAAGAACAAUGCGAAUGCACCUGUCAAAAACCAUUUCAAUUUGUUGAAUCAUCAAAAGCUCGAGUUGGAAAUAUUUCAAAUUGUGCAUAUUCUUGUCAUAGUCCAGCAUUUGUUGAAAAUCAAGGAUUAAUUAACAAUUGGAUGGCAUUUUGGUCGAUUACUUGUUGUGUUCUUUCAACAUUCACAUUUUUGACAUUUUUAAUUGAAACUGAUCGUUUUCAAUAUCCCGAAAGACCUAUUUUCAUGUUGGCUUUUUGUCAAUUGAUGGUUGCUGUUGGAUUUAUGAUUCGAUAUUUUGUUGGACACGAUGAAAUUGCCUGUGAUUCUGGAUUCCGAAUUAAAGGAAGUGAUGAAAACAAUUCCGGAUCUUUAUGUUUUGUGGUACGUUUUCAUUCUUUAAACCUUAAUGACUCAAAAUAAUUUCAAUUAUUUUUCAGGUAUUCCUCUUGACAUAUUUCUUUGGAAUGGCUGCAUCUGUUUGGUGGGUAAUCCUUUCUUUAACAUGGGUUCUUGCUGCUGCCUCAAAAUGGUCUUCGGAAGCAAUUGCUUCAUAUUCAUUCCAUUUUCAUGUUAUUGGAUGGGGUCUUCCGGCUGCUCAAACUGUUUUAGUUUUGGUAUUCAAUGCAAUCGACGGUGAUCCAAUUACUGGAAUUUGUUAUGUUGGAAAUACUGAUUUAUUCUUCCAACGAACAUUUGUUUUGGCUCCAUUGGUUACUUAUUUCGUUUUGGGUGUCAUGUUUUUGAUGAUUGGAUUUUUCAAUUUAUGGAGUAUUCGAAAUGAAGUUCAAAAACAACAUCCAUCUUUGGACAAUGCUCAUAAAAUUACUCAAUUAAUGUCGAAAAUUGGAAUCUUCUCAUUAUUAUAUACAAUUCCAUCAUUGCUCAUUAUAUCAGUUAUGUUUUAUGAGCAAAAUCAUCGACAACAAUGGGAAAUGGCUCAAUUAUGUUCGUGCUCACCACGUCAAACAAUUGCUGAUUCAUCGCUUAUCAUUUCACUUCUCAAAACUUGUUGUAUGUGUAUUGUUGGCUGGACAUCUGGUUUCUGGGUUUGUAGCAUCAAAACAUUGUGCUCUUGGAAAAACGCGAUUUGUUGUCUCGGACAAUCAAGAAGUUCUCCAAAAUAUCAACCUGCUGAUAUUUUAUAUGCUAAAUCGGAUAUGUCAUCUCCCCAAUUCUACAAUACAAAUCUACGCCAAAAUAUUCACCACCAUCAUCAUUUGUAUGGCGAUAAAUUAUAA